UUCGGCAUUAUGCCAAAAAUGGGCAAAGUUCAAUAGACAGGAGGGGAAAGGAAAAUUGAUACACAAGACCGAAUGAACUGGAAUUUUUCGAAAAGAAUCAUUUUGACCUGUUAUCGAUCCGUUUACAGCGCAAUAAAAUUGCCCACGCUCGAUGAAAAUAACGUUAAUACGCCUUGCGUGAUUUGGUAUUGAUAAGCAAAAAAGAGCAACUGGUAAACUUGUUGCUGAGGAAUUCAGGAAGUGUUUUAAUAAUUUCAUCGAGAAGUCCCUCGAAAAUUGAUUGGCCAACAGAAGCCCAUUUUGGUCUCCAAUCGAGUAUACGUUUUCACUAUGGAUAAAUUGAGAAGAGCUUUGAGCGGAGAUGAAAAUUACGACGAAGAUAGCUCGACUGGUAUUUUUAAUAACUUGGAUUCAUCUGUCACUCUCAGCUGGUCUACAAGACUGAAGGCAUUUGCGGCAUGUUUCGUUCUCGGUAUGGUUUUCACGUUUUGUGGCACAUUUGCGUUGUUUAUCAAUAACAUACCGAAAUUUGCUGUCUUCUACACUAUUGGAAAUAUCAUCUCUUUAGCUAGUACGUGCUUCCUGAUGGGACCGUUCAAUCAAUUGAAGAAAAUGUUCGCCUCGACUAGAAUUAUCGCUACUAUUCUCGUUUUCGUUAUGCUCGGAUUGACAUUAUUUUCUAGUUUUUAUCUGAAGAAAGCUGCGUUAUCGUUAAUUUUCAUUGUAUUACAAUUUUUGGCAUUGACGUGGUACUCUUUAUCUUACGUUCCAUUCGCGAGGGAUGCUGUCAAAAAAGCUGUUACUUCUUGCGUUUAAAGUACGUAGAUAUCAGUGAUGUCAUCGGUGUGUUAUUUUCUAUGAGUCAUUUGCUGAGCGUGGAACAUCACGAUGUAUAGAUAUCAUUAUCAUAAUUCGUUUCUCGAUUUAUUAUUUGCUUAUAGUACGUAUGAAAUAAUAUUUGCAUAACGCUGCGAAUGUAACUGCAUUCGCAUCAUGUUCGUAAUACAUAUUUUGUAAAUAACCGAAUCCAACCGUCUCAGUGGCGAAUUUAUCCUCUAAAACGUUUCUAUAUAGUAAUAUUAUAAUUUUUAUAUGUUUAAACAUGUAUAUAAUUUUUUAUUUAAUUUGUUAAUAGGCUUAUUUUGUUCAUUUUUAAACGGUAAAUACCCCAGUUUGAUGAUUGUUUGCCUACUUCUCUAUAUUGUCAAUUUAUUAUUUUUAUUUUUUAUAUAUGUUAUUUUGAAUUUUUAUUUUCUCAUUUUUUCCUACCCUCAUUUCACCGAUUUUUUGUUCCUCCUGGUGGGUUUGGCUGAAAAAAGAGGAAUUUGUAUUCAACUUUUCUCCCCUAUAGUCUAUUUACGAGUAGCAUGCCUCAAAGGAUUGAAAUUUUAGUGUGGUUCCCUCAUUCAAGUUGAGAUUAAUUCAACUCCAAAUUGGAUUCGAUACUCGAAUUUUAGACGAAAAGUCGGUCCUUUUAUGUGCUCUAUGUGAAUGUUUUUUUUGGUACUUAUUAUGAUUUUUAUAAUUAUUUAGCUUAUUAUUAUGUGAGUACGUCUCGACGUAAAAUGUGGCGUUUUUAUGUUUACGUAAAUAUUUUCUGAUGUUGAGGA
This is a messenger RNA of Planococcus citri (citrus mealybug), 1610 nucleotides long. Its product is annotated as vesicle transport protein SFT2B. The transcript has 6 exons. Bases 331 to 816 code for a protein of 161 amino acids. The record is from RefSeq and is a predicted model, not a curated record. NCBI's taxonomy places the organism in Eukaryota, Metazoa, Arthropoda, Insecta, Hemiptera, Pseudococcidae. Gene Ontology annotation, cellular component: membrane. Gene Ontology annotation, biological process: vesicle-mediated transport.